AUGACCAUAACCGGCCUCACCUCGGAGCAGCUGUCCUUUUGGGAGGAGAAUGGAUACCUAAUCAUCCCAGAUGCGAUAUCACAAGAAGUGGUGAAGGAGCUUGUGGAUGAGACGGCGAAGCUUCUGAAUGAGUUCCCACUGGAGGGCCACCCCAUGACGAAGUUCACCACUGGCGACGGCGACAAGCACAUUGGCGAUGACUACUUCCUCAACAGCAACGACAAAGUGCGUUUUUUCUUCGAAAAAGGUGCCUUCUCCUCCGCCGGCGAACUCAUCAAGCCCAAAGCCAAAGCUAUCAACAAGAUUGGUCAUGCCCUACACACAAACUCCCCCCUAUUCGCAAAGAUGACAAUGACACCGCUCAACCGGUCGAUCGCAAAGUCCCUCGGCUUCCGCGAUCCCAAUGUCAUGCAGUCCAUGAUUAUUUGCAAGCAGCCAGAGAUUGGCGGCGCGGUGUUGUCCCACCAAGACUCGACGUUCUUAUACACUGAUCCGCCGAGCGCCAUCGGAUUCUGGUAUGCGCUCGAGGACACGACACCGGAGAAUGGUUGCUUGAGUUUUGUGCCGGGGAGUCAUAAGUGGGCGCCGAUCAAGAAGCGACUAGUGAGGCUACCGGAGGGUGGAACGGGAUUUGAGGACUUGAAGGAGGGACAGGCGAAUGGAGUCCGGGAGAAGGGGGGCGUGGAAAGGGAGGGCGAGGGCGACGGAUUUGUAUUGGGACCAGUAAAGAAGGGCAGUUUGGUUUUGAUUCAUGGGAAUGUUCUGCAUCAAAGCGAAAAGAAUCUGAGCCCCAAUUCGAGGUGGAUUUAUACUUUCCAUGUUAUUGAGGGAGAGUAUCCGUACGACGAGAGGAAUUGGUUGCAGCCGCCGGAGGGUGGAUUUUCGAGGUUGAAUGAUGUCGAACUAGCUUAG
Molecule: messenger RNA, 912 nt
Organism: Morchella sextelata
Lineage: Eukaryota; Fungi; Ascomycota; Pezizomycetes; Pezizales; Morchellaceae
Exons: 4
Coding region: 1-912 (303 amino acids)
Source: RefSeq, a predicted model, not a curated record